AUGUCGGCGAAUAAAUCCGUCAACCCUAUCGUUACAGAUGAACACGGCCCUGAGGCUUCCGAAGCUCCCAAAAAGGUCGACGCCAUUUCUCAGCUAUAUGAUGGAAAUGUCUAUAAUGUCACACCAGACAGCCGGCGCCAAAUCGGCCUGUUCAGUGCGCUGGCUCUGAUCUUCAAUCGAAUCAUCGGAACUGGUAUAUUUGCAACACCGAGCUCCAUCCUCUCCUUAACCGGCAGCGUCGGUUUGGCUUUAUUCAUCUGGGUCAUCGGCCUCUUGAUUGCAUUGGCGGGAACGGCAGUGUAUCUUGAAUGGGGAACUGCUAUUCCUCGAAACGGCGGCGAGAAAAACUACCUCGAGUAUGUAUACAAGUCGCCCAAAUUCUUUGCCACCGCGAUGUUCGCUGCCUAUGCUUCCCUCCUCGGCUGGGCGGCUGGGAACAGUGUUAUUUUCGGCGAAUACAUCCUGCACGCUGCUCAGGUUGAGGUCGGCCGAUGGAACCAACGUGGCGUUGGGCUGGCCUGCAUCACAGCCGCUUUGCUGAUCCACUCGACUGCUCUGAAAUGGGGUCUACGGCUGCAGAACGUCCUUGGUGUGAUUAAGCUGAUUAUCAUCUUGAUCAUUAUCGUCAGUGGAUGGGCUGCCCUUGGCGGUCAUUUGAAGGUCGAAAAGCCGCAUAACUUCACAAAUGCCUUUGAGGGAACCCGUGGAAGCGGCUAUGGUAUUGUCACUGCUUUGUAUAAUGUGAUUUGGUCGUUUAUCGGAUACUCGAAUGCCAAUUAUGCCCUGAGCGAGGUCCGGAAUCCGACCAGAACCCUCAAGAUUGCGGCUCCUCUCGCCGUCAUUGCAGUUGGAAUCUUCUAUAUUCUUGUGAAUAUUGCGUAUUUCGCCGCCGUCCCUAAGGAAGAGAUCCUAUCUUCUGGCCAGAUCCUUGCUGCCGCUUUCUUCCGCAAUGUGUUUGGCGAGCGUGCAGAACGAGUGAUGUCGGUUUUCGUCGCCCUGUCGGCCUUUGGCAAUGUCUUGUCUGUGUUAUUUUCACAGGGUCGUAUUGUUCAGGAGCUUGGCCGUGAGGGCGUUCUCCCCUUGUCGAAGUUGUGGGCUAGUAACAAACCCUUCAAUGCCCCUGCUGCUGGACUUCUGGAGCACUGGGCCGUGUCAGUCAUCGUCAUGCUUGCACCUCCACCCGGUGAUGCCUACAGCUUCUUGCUCAACCUCAUCUCCUACCCGCUCUCGAUCAUCAACGUCUUUGUUUCUGGCGGUCUGAUCUACAUCUACCUCAACCGCUCCAAAUACACAUCUUUCACGCCUACCAUUCGCGCGACCCUCCCCGUCGUCAUCUUCUUCUUCCUGUCCAAUAUCUACCUCACCGUCGCGCCUUAUAUCCCACCUGAUGCCGGCGAGAGCGUCUACGAGAACUUGCCGUACUACCUCCACUGUGUCGUUGCUCUGGGGGUCUUCGCGUUCGGCGCUAUCUACUACAUAUUCUGGGCUAUUGUGUUCCCGCGUCUGUACAAGUACAACCUUGUCAAGGAGACUAUUGUCAGCGCGGAUGGGUGGUCGAGGGAUGUAUUUGUGCGUGUGCCGUACAAGGCGAUUGCACAAGAAGACGGACAUGAAAAUUGA
This is a messenger RNA of Talaromyces proteolyticus, 1620 nucleotides long. RefSeq names its product methionine transporter. Gene Ontology annotation, biological process: amino acid transmembrane transport. Gene Ontology annotation, cellular component: membrane. The coding region runs from base 1 to 1620 and encodes 539 amino acids. The transcript has 4 exons. Lineage: Eukaryota; Fungi; Ascomycota; Eurotiomycetes; Eurotiales; Trichocomaceae. Gene Ontology annotation, molecular function: L-amino acid transmembrane transporter activity. The record is from RefSeq and is a predicted model, not a curated record.